UGGGGCCGGUGUGCCGGGCGGGCGGGCAGGCAGGGCGCCCCUGGGCACGUGCAGAGCGCUUGGCCUGGGGGUGCGGGAGAAUUGGGGAGCGGGUCGGGCCAGGAGGGUCCGUGCAGACAGAGCCCCCCCCCCUCCUCUCUCGGCUUGGCUGCCUUUCCGCGCCUCCCGCCCCCUCGGUGCGGCUCUCCUUUCCAGCCCUUCUCCAGCUCCUGGGCAUGGGCUGAGCGCUCCGGCCGCUCUCGGGAGGCUGGAGAGCCCCGGGCAAGGUCGUGUGGAUGCAGCGCAGCCUCCUGGCAGGUGUCCCGCGCCCCCCUUUUCCCUGCAGGGCUGGCGUCCUCUCCUCUCCCCUCCGCCUUUCCCUUUCCCGCUGCGACGCCUGGCCAAGAUCCGGGGAGGGCUGUAAUAGGUCCCCCCCCUCCUCCUUUUUUUGUGUGUGUUGGCUGUCUUUAAAAAGGCUUCAAACCGGGCAGCGGAUGGGAGGCAGCGGCUUCCUGCUUAAGACCAGGAAAAGUUCGCGGCUCCUUUGCAACCAACCCUGCUUUGCUGGCUCGGCUUUUGGACAAGCAGAGCGGAAAGGCAUGUACAGCAAAAGGUGUGUAGUUUGGACCCGAAUCGGUUGAGGUUUGUCGCUGUGGGCUAAAGUCACAACUGCAGGUUGAACACGGCUGAGAAAAAGGAGUCUUCAAGUAUGCUGGCCAAAGAGAAGCUUUGAUCUAGAACAUGGCUUGUUCCUGGCGGCCUCCAGUUUCCCUUGAAAAGGAAGUUUGAGACCUUCUCUAGCUCCAUUCCAGCCCCUUCGCAAGAACCAUGGAGGUGGUGGAUGUCCCCGUGGGAAAUCUCAUCGACUUUGACUCUGAGCCGUCUACCACGGACACCUCCGAGUCGGUCCCCACCGCUCCCUCCACCGCCAACGGCCACGCAGGGCUGGAUCUCCGCGAGGGGGGCCCUGUGGCCGAGGAGAGCGAUGCCACCGAGUCGGCCGACAGUGAGAACGACACGACCGGCUCGCCCGGCCACCCGAGCUGGAAUAACCACCGACGCUCUUCCUCGGAGUCCUACUCAUCCAGCCACAGCACAGAGUCCACGCGGGGGGGAGUAGCAGCUGAAAACCGGGAGUUCGUCAGCCAAUAUGUGGAGAAGAUCUUCACCGGUGGAGAGGAGUUUGACCAAGAGGAACAAGCCAGAUUCGGAGAGCUGUGCAGCGGCGAGAACGCCAAAGGCAGAGAGUGGUUCGCCAGAUACGUCAGUGCUCAGCGUUGCAAUUCCAAGUGUGUCUCCGAGCAGACUUUCUACCGCCUGGUGCAGUCCUUUGCCGUUGUGCUGUUUGAAUGCUACCAGAUGGAUGACUUCAGCCCUGCUAAAAACCUGAUGACCAUGUGCUUUACUUACUAUUACAUUGGCAAGCCACAAACUCUCCCCCCGGAGUGGAAAGAGAAAGCCGCGGGAUCCAUAGACUCCUACUUGAAGUCCGCUAACAGCUGGUUGGCUGAGAAGAAGGACAUCGCUGAACGGCUGCUGAAAAACACCAAGACAGAGAACAUGAAGGGGUUUUUCGGGAGCUUCGAAAGCAAACUGAGGGGUCCCGUCGGGGCCAGGAAAAGCGAGGAUGGUGAAGAGAAGCCCAGGGAGAGGAUGCAGAAAUCAGUUUCCCUGUACAGUCCCGAGGAGGAGGAAGAAAGAAAUGGGGAGAAGAUCUACCUCUACAUGCACCUCAAGCAACAGCCCAUCUGGCACACGCUGAGGUUCUGGAACGCAGCUUUCUUCGACGCUGUCCACUGCGAGAGGCGGAAACGGUCCCCCACUACCAGGGAGAAGUGGUGCCACAUGACGCAGGAGGAACGCGACGAUAGCCUCCGCUUUAAUGAGAAUAUCACCUUUGGACAGUUGGGAACGUUCACUCAUAACAUGCUGGCUUUUGGGCUGAACAAGAAACUUUGCAACGAUUUCUUGAAGAAGCAGGCAGUGAUUGGCAACCUGGAUGAAGAGCAGUACAAGCUUCUGAGCGACCACAUUGACCAAAUGGCUGCUGAAUAGCUCCACAGCCUACCAGGACGGAGAGGAGAGGCCGGCGGAGGCGAAAAGCUGUGAGACGCGUCUCUGGGGUCGUCCUGAGACUUCAGAUGGGCUUUUAAAUCCACAGACCCCCCUACAGACUCUGCAAUAAUCCUGCAUGAUUGCUGUUCAACCGUGUCGUGCUGUGCUAAGCAGCCCGUAGGCGUAGAGCUUCUCCAUCCCAGGACGCCUGUCUCCUUCCGUAGCCUCAAGGACACCACUUCCUCCAACUUCGGGCAUAAAAGACCCUGGCUUUGGCCCCUGUCUGGGAAGAUCCCUCCACGCAAGGCAGGGAGAAUCAUUGGGGCCAGGAGAGCUGGGUCUUUUGAGAAGGACGGCAAAAAAAACCCAAACCCUCCACGCCUCAUUGCAGACGAUUUGAAGGAGCUAGAGUAUUUUUUUCCCCCAACAGCCAUGAAAUGUAAAAUGGGACUUGUGCAGGAGUUGUGAUGGAACGGACAGGCAGAUAAAGGGCUUUUAGCUUUUCUACAGAGCCGGUCAUUCUGGAGGACGGUCUUUGUAGAUGCAGAAGGCCUAGUUCAAUUCGUCCUGUUGGGCAGAGAAAGGUAUUUAAAGGCAGGGAGGGGCUGACCAUUGUAGUUUUGAACUCUUAAGAUGCUGUGCAAGCCAACCAGGCCCACAUUCCUGGUUACCUGGAGCAGUUCUGGGGCCUCCUGUGUGCUUUCAAUGCAACAUGUUCCGAUGGAACCAGGAAGCUGAUCUAACUCAGGAGGUGUAAACAAGAACCAACCCAACAUUGGUUGAUGUAGUUGGUCAACUGGUUGACCCAGAUCGACUGAUCCCAUCUGUCUGGUUUGUCAACUUCACAGAGGCUUUGCCUGGUUGGCCCACAUGAAGCAGGUGGAGGGUUGUGUGUGAGGUUCCACCAUUCACAUAGGAGCCCAAGGUGGCGCAGUGGUUAAAUGCAGCACUGCAGGCUACUGCUAGAUCAGCAGUUCAGCGGUUCAAAUCUCAC
Molecule: messenger RNA, 3028 nt
Organism: Thamnophis elegans (Western terrestrial garter snake)
Lineage: Eukaryota; Metazoa; Chordata; Lepidosauria; Squamata; Natricidae
Product: KIAA0513 ortholog
Exons: 13
Coding region: 808-2034 (408 amino acids)
Source: RefSeq, a predicted model, not a curated record